Molecule: messenger RNA, 447 nt
Organism: Cladocopium goreaui
Lineage: Eukaryota; Dinophyceae; Suessiales; Symbiodiniaceae
Source: the annotation of a GenBank genome assembly
AUGCGGGAAGACUAUGAGCAUGGCAAAGUGACCGAAGAAGCUUUGAUGACCAGUGGAAUCCAUGACACCGCAGAAGAGGAUAAGAUUCAAGCAGCCGAACGGCGGCAUUUCAAUCUGAUUCUCUUCCAGAAGGUCUUCCUCGGAAACGUGCUGGCAUUGUGGCUUCAGAGCUCAUUCUUGGCGCUGACCUUCCAAGAUGGUUACUCUCCGGCCCAGAUCAAGCUGAUCAUCAGCAUGAUCUUCUCGGGGCUUCAAGCGGCGGUACGAUGCUGUCGCGUGUCGAGUCAGACAGGUCUGGCCGGGCUCUGGGUCUCCAUUCUUGUGAUGUUCUUCGUGGCAUGGUCCUUCCUGAAGGUUUAUGAGGCUUACCAUUGCAAAUAUCACCUGUGGAACCUGACCACGGGAUGUGUCGCAGAGCCCGAGAUGGACAUCAUGCUGGGGAAAUGA